Molecule: messenger RNA, 1146 nt
Organism: Tarenaya hassleriana
Lineage: Eukaryota; Viridiplantae; Streptophyta; Magnoliopsida; Brassicales; Cleomaceae
Product: protein IQ-DOMAIN 1
Exons: 5
Coding region: 173-985 (270 amino acids)
Molecular function (GO): protein binding
Source: RefSeq, a predicted model, not a curated record
ACUCUGCCAUGAUCUAUAUGCUAAUAUGCCUUUCCGCGUUUUCGUUUCUUUUCAGUAUAGCUUCGUUUGGAUCACUUUCCGCCUCUUCUUCAUAUUCAAUACCCCGGACUCGGAUAUUGCAGGUUUGGUUUGACACCUCCCGAGGGCCUUCUAGGUGGUACGGAGGGUACUUAUGGGAUCUGGAAGAUGGUUUCGGUGUCUAAAAGGAGCAAAGGAGGAUAAAACGAAUCGAGGAAAGGUGCAUUCUGAAAGAUCGAAUGGCACCAAACCGCGCGAAUCUACUGCUCCUUUUACUGCGCUUAUUGGCUCUUCGAGUGCUCGUACGGGGAUGCCCAUAGAAGAAGUUGCUGCAGUUAUCAUUCAAAAGGCUAUCCGGGCAUUCAUGGCAAGGAAGAGAAUAUACCGUCUGAAGAGUGCAGACAGGUUCAAUUCACUGAUCCGAGGCCACACCAUCAAGAACCAAACCUCGGUUGCGCUCAGCGUGAUGCAUUCAUGGUGCGAUAUACAGAGCCAGAUCAGAGCCCGUCGUCUGUAUAUGGUAACAGAAGGAAGGCUCCAGCAGAAAAGGCUGGAAAAUCGGCUGAAACUUGAAGCCAAGCUUCAGGAACUUGAGGUGGAAUGGUGUGGAGGGUCCGAGACGAUGGACGAGAUUCUCGCUAGAAUACAACAGAGAGAAGAAGCUGCGGUUAAACGUGAAAGAGCAAUGGCCUAUGCCUUCUCUCAUCAGUGGAGGGCCAAUGCAACACAUUAUCUCGGGCAGGCAUCUUUCGGGCUUGGCAAAGAGAACUGGGGUUGGAGCUGGAAGGAGCGUUGGAUCUCGGCUCGCCCUUGGGAGGUCAGGGUUCAGUCACAAGACAUAAAACCGAAGAAGUGCCUAACCAAACCAACAAGCAAACCGGACAAAAUCACCACACCUAAACAGGUUUCGGCUAAUGGCAAGGAAGCUGCAGACCUCAAAAAGGGUGUUUCAUCUUCUUUCGGAUGAUUACAGCAACAAAAACAAGAUUGAUGUUUUAAGUCUAGUUUAUCUGUAUAUCAAGUAUUCUGGUUUUUUCGUCUUGUUAUGUUUAUUGAAAACUUCUGGUUUGAAGAAGUUGGGUUCUUGACAUAAUUUGGUAAUCGGAAAAGGCGAAUUUGAUUGGUUAA